GUUUAUGGUAGGGUAUUGUAUUGAUUAUUACAGUUUAAAACCAUUUAUCAUAUUAUUGAGAAAUACAAAUAAUGGCGAAUUUUCGUAGAGAUAAAAAAGAAGAAGAAGGUGGCGGAAUGGAAAAGUUUCGAAUGUUGGAUAAAAAUAUUAUUUUACAAGAAGUGCGAUACUUUAAUUCAAAUCAAGUAGAUGCGAAGAAAUGUAUUCUUAUAUUGAGUAAAACCCUAAUCAUGCUAAACCAAGGGGUACAUCUUACAACAGAAGAGGCUACAACCAUUUUCUUUGCGAUAACACGAUUGUUUCAAUCAAAAGAUGUGAUGCUGCGUAGAUUGGUAUAUUUGAGUAUAAAGGAACUUAGUUCUUUGGCUCAAAAUGUAUUUAUUGUAUCAUCUUCUUUAACCAAGGAUAUGACUGAGAAAGUAGACUUAAUCCGAGCUGCAGCAAUAAGGACACUGAGAACCAUUACAGACAACUCAAUGUUACAAAAUAUUGAAAGACACAUGAUACAGGCUAUACUUGAUAAGAAUCCAGCUGUUAGUUCAGCUGCAUUAGUCUCUGCUCUGCACUUGACUGCAUCAGCUCCAGAUUUCGUUCAGAGAUGUUUGAAUGAAGCACAGGUAGCGAUCACAUCUGACAAUAUCAUGGUAACAUAUCAUGCACUUGGAGUCAUUUCUGCUUCCAGACAUAAUGACCGUUUAUUUAUGGAUAAAUUGGUCAACAUGUUAUUGCAAAGGCCAAUUCAAUCGCCUUAUACAGUUUGUCUUCUUAUUCGCUAUGCUGCUAAACUAGCAGAGAAUGAACCUGAAGAAUCAAAAUCUUAUUUACAAUUUAUAGAGUCUAGUUUAUACCAUAGAUCAGAAAUAGUCAUAUAUGAAGCAGCACAUGCUGUUGUCAGUUUAAGCCAAAAUAUAAGAGAUCUUACUCAAGCAUUAUCCGCAAUACAAAUAUUUUGUCUCUCUUCAAAAGCUUCCACAAGGCUUGCUGGGGUAAGAACUCUAGCACAAGUUACUGCAAAACAUCCAAAAGCUGUGAUUGUUUGUACAGUGGAUCUUGAAAACCUGAUUUUUGACCCUAACCGUUCAGUAGCAACUUUGGCUAUUACAACUCUGCUUGCUAACUGUACAGAGAGUUCUAUUGGGCGUUUGAUAAAACGAAUCUCAAGUUUUUUGUCUGAAAUAUCAGAUGAAUUUAAAAUUGUAGUAGUUGACUCUAUUAAGAACCUUUGUUCUAAAUAUCCUCGGAAACAGGAAUUCCUUGUAUCUUUUUUAUCUGAUAUGCUCCGAGCUGAAAGGGAUGAGGAACACAAAAUGGCUAUUGCAAAUACUAUUAUUACACUGAUUGAGGAAAAUCCAGAUGCCAAGGAAAUAGGCCUAUCUCAUCUGUGCGAGUUCAUUGAAGAUUCUCAUCAAGAAACUCUUGCAGUACGUGUUUUACAUGUUAUAGGACAUGAGGGUCCUAAAGUUCGUCAACCUUCAAGAUUUAUCAGAUUCAUUUAUAACAGAAUUCUUUUGAACUCCGAACCUGUGAGGGCAGCAGCUGUUUCUGCAGUUGCUCAAUUCGGGGCAGCAUGUGCCGAUCUUCUACCUAGCAUAAAAGUUUUACUUGAUAGAUGUCAAACAGAUGAUGAUGGCGAAGUUCGAGAUCGGGCUACUUUUUAUAGUGCCAUUUUAAAUUCUGGAGACCAUAAACUUAUUAAUAAUUACAUUUCUAAUGUGCCAAUUUACAAUUUUAUACUAUUAAAAGAAGCACUUCAAAAUCAUUUAAAUACAAAUGCAGACCAGAGUUUCAAUAUGGAUACAGUUCCAAUUGUAAAAAACAUUAAAAAACCCAAGGAUCAAUUAGCACAAAUUGAAAUAUUUCCGGUAACUAUUGUUUCUCCAGAAGAACAAUAUGCAAGUCAACUUAAGGUGAUUCCAUACAUUGCAAAACUUGGCCCAAUAUUUAAAACUUGUGAACCAAUUGAUCUGACAGAACCAGGCACAGAAUAUCAAGUUAAGUGUAUAAAAUAUAUCUACGCCAAACAUAUAAUUCUUCAAUUUGAAUGUUUAAAUACACUGUUUGGUCAUCUACUUAAAGAAGUCCAUGUAUGUUUAGACAUGGCUCCUGAAUAUAAUCUUAUUGGUGAAAUACCAUGUGAAAGUCUACCUUAUGAAAAGAAAGGAAAUAUAUUUUGUGUAUUGGAAUUUCCUAAAAAUCCACUGAAUUCUGUAGCAUGUUUUGGAGCAGCUCUAGAGUUUUCCGUAUAUGAUUGUGAUUCAACAACUGGAAAGCCUUACCCUGGAGAUUGUUAUCCAGAUACAUAUACUUUGGAACCUAUAGAAAUUGGAGGUUCUGAACAAUUUAAUAUUCAACCAGCUUCUGAAGACUGGGAGGUCUCUUGGGAGAGUGCAGAAUCUCAAAAAGAAGUAAUAGAUACUUUUGUCAUGAAUGACUUUGAUGUUACAAAAGUUGCAACAGCAAUGUGUAAGCAUUUAGGUUUACCAGACUCUUCUGUAAAGGGGGAUAAUGUAAAGAAAAUCUGUGGUUUAGGGAUGUGGCGUACAGGCAUUCCAGUAAUAUUUUCAGCUAGAAUGGUACCAUCUCUAUCAGGUGUUACCAUGGUGCUUACUGUCAGAUCGCCCAGUGAUGCUGUAGCUACACUUUUAUUGGCUGCUAUUGAAUAAUCUGAGACACUAAGAUUAUCAUUAUUAUAACACUAUUUCAAAUCAUGACUUAUAUUUAUUAUUAAAAGUUAAG
Messenger RNA from Papilio polytes (common Mormon), 2736 nucleotides. It is a transcript of the gene Copg1, whose product is annotated as coatomer subunit gamma-like. The transcript has 2 exons. Gene Ontology annotation, cellular component: endoplasmic reticulum-Golgi intermediate compartment; COPI vesicle coat; Golgi membrane. Gene Ontology annotation, biological process: endoplasmic reticulum to Golgi vesicle-mediated transport; protein secretion; organelle transport along microtubule. Gene Ontology annotation, molecular function: structural molecule activity. The coding region runs from base 72 to 2663 and encodes 863 amino acids. The record is from RefSeq and is a predicted model, not a curated record. NCBI's taxonomy places the organism in Eukaryota, Metazoa, Arthropoda, Insecta, Lepidoptera, Papilionidae.